AUGGCUACGAAAAGCACCUCUUUCUGGGCGGUUGUGGUGACUGUAAUGUGCUGUGUAUUGUGCGUGCAAGCAGGACCACUUCCGGAGGAACAUCCAAAAGAUAGUUCCUCCGCGUCCGAGGAAGAACAAGGCCAUCCACUCAACUCUCUGUACAGUCCGGCUGAAUACGGAUCGACCGUUGGAAGUGAUGAGGCUACACUAAUGGGAACGAACAGCUCCUCCAACACUACCAAGGAGUUGUACGUGAUCAAGGCGAUUGUCUAUGAAAUUGGAAUACUUGCCGAUGUUCCUGAGAAUGAAACACUAGAGGAAGGAGAUGAACCAAUCACCCACCAGCAGGUCGAUCUGUCCUUCUUCAGCCACGGUGGUAACAAUACGCAUCUCGACCUUGGUGACAUCCCGGUACCGAUUCAAACCAGCGUACAGGGGCAAGUUUUUACCGGCAUUGCACCGGUUCACGUCGGUACGGUGCCGACCCAACUGAGUGAUCUGCUGUCAGCCCUACCGAUCGCCGGUACGGUGGUGAACAUUUCGCAAACGAACAGCUCGUACGUGGAGGUGCACAAACACAACAUUACUGAUGCGGCCAUCCUGUUGAACAGCAAGCAGGGGCUGAAUAGUUUACCAUUCGGAAGCUCGGUCAGUCAGCCACUGGUGCCGGCCAGCGUCGAUGAGACGGUCAUUGGACUGACGACUAAAACGAAACAACCGUCCGGUAGUGCGGACGAUGGGGAAAAAAAGCAUGAGUAG
This is a messenger RNA of Anopheles marshallii, 750 nucleotides long. RefSeq lists its product as uncharacterized. The transcript is spliced from 3 exons. Bases 1 to 750 code for a protein of 249 amino acids. NCBI's taxonomy places the organism in Eukaryota, Metazoa, Arthropoda, Insecta, Diptera, Culicidae. The record is from RefSeq and is a predicted model, not a curated record.